AUGCACUAUGAGUUUGGCCAUGCCAAAGGACGAGGCGGACGACUGCCCAAGUGCAUCCAAAAGCACGAAGCACUUUCCUUGCUGUUGCAAUUCUAUUGCGCACUGUUUGAGGGCAAGACCUUGUGCGAGUUGUUUCGCAUGGCCCCAGCGACCCUAGCAAGAACCUUGACCAAAGCUAGCGCGCGCUUACGUCCAACAUUGACUGGACUUCGGGCUCCCCAAUAG
Aphanomyces astaci is the source of this 225-nucleotide messenger RNA. RefSeq lists its product as hypothetical. The record is from RefSeq and is a predicted model, not a curated record. Lineage: Eukaryota; Oomycota; Saprolegniomycetes; Saprolegniales; Verrucalvaceae. The transcript is spliced from 2 exons. Bases 1 to 225 code for a protein of 74 amino acids.